Molecule: messenger RNA, 756 nt
Organism: Procambarus clarkii (red swamp crayfish)
Lineage: Eukaryota; Metazoa; Arthropoda; Malacostraca; Decapoda; Cambaridae
Source: RefSeq, a predicted model, not a curated record
AUGAUUGUUGGGCUGUUAUUGAUGGAUGCUUGGGACUCUGACGUCGACCAGGACCCUCUCAGUCACAGGGACGUCGACCUGGACCCUCUCAGUCACAGGGACGUCGACCAGGACCCUCUCAGUCACAGGGACGUCGACCUGGACCCUCUCAGUCACAGGGACGUCGACCAGGACCCUCUCAGUCACAGGGACGUCGACCAGGACCCUCUCAGUCACAGGGACGUCGACCAGGACCCUCUCAGUCACAGGGACGUCGACCAGGACCCUCUCAGUCACAGGGACGUCGACACAGGACCCUCUCAGUCACAGGGACGUCGACCAGGACCCUCUCAGUCACAGGGACGUCGACCAGGACCCUCUCAGUCACAGGGACGUCGACCAGGACCCACUCAGUCACAGGGACGUCGACCAGGACCCUCUCAGUCACAGGGACGUCGACCAGGACCCUCUCAGUUACAGGGACGUCGACCAGGACCAUCUCAGUCACAGGGACGUCGACCAGGACCCUCUCAGUCACAGGGACGUCGACCAGGACCCUCUCAGUCACAGGGACGUCGACCAGGACCAUCUCAGUCACAGGGACGUCGACCAGGACCCUCUCAGUCACAGGGACGUCGACCAGGACCCUCUCAGUCACAGGGACGUCGACACAGGACCCUCUCAGUCACAGGGACGUCGACACAGGACCCUCUCAGUCACAGGGACGUCGACACAGGACCCUCUCAGUCACAGGGACGUCGACACAGGACAUGGUAG